CAACGCAUGGCACUAUGAGCAAAAAUCCUCCAAACUUAAGGACAGUUUAGGAAUUUCGUGUCGUUGCUGUCCAGUUCACGCGUUCACGUCGUUGAGGAAAACCAAAAACGAGAGGGAGAAAAGAAAGAGAGGAAAAACAAAGCGAGAGAGAAAAUCAGAGAGAAAGCGAAGGAAAAAAAAGAAAAAAACCUUGCAAAGAGGAGGGAGAGUUUGGAUCGCUGCUUUGGCGGAAAGGAGGGGUUUAAAGGUCUGCCAUUGUAUAGCUUUUCUCUGCAACGGCACUUUCCUUCAAUGUGACCACCCCCUUCGUUUCCUAGAAAAAACGAAAUAAAUAAAAAAAAAGGAAAAAAGGACAUUGCAAUAACGAAGUCUCUGCAGUUAUAGAGAGAAGGAGGAAAUAUAUUUGGUACGGUUGGAGAAAGGAGAUAGGGAAGCGAGGAGUGUGAAAGUUGUGUUUUUGGUUGAUUAGAGGCAGAGAUUUGGAGGAAAAUUUUGAAUGUCGAUACGUUGCGCAUUGGUUCGUGGAAGGAUCUAGGGUUGCCUCGGAUCUGAAUCGAAUCAGAAACAAUGGUUGCUCCAUCCAAUAUUAUUGUUGGAUCUCAUGUUUGGGUGGAGGAUGCAGAGGUAGCUUGGAUAGAUGGGGAAGUGAAAGAAAUCAAUGGGGAAGAGAUUAAAGUAAACUGUACAUCAGAGAAGACGAUUGUGACCAAGACAUCUAGCGUCUAUCCAAAGGAUCCUGAAUUUCCUUCAUGCGGUGUUGAUGAUAUGACGAAGCUAGCAUAUUUACAUGAACCUGGGGUUUUGCAGAAUUUAAGAUGCAGAUACGAUAUUAACGAAAUAUAUACUUACACAGGAAACAUAUUGAUUGCUGUAAAUCCUUUUCGAAGACUGCCACAUUUAUAUGACAAUCACAUGAUGGAACAAUACAAAGGGGCAGCUUUGGGUGAGCUGAGCCCACAUCCAUUUGCUGUUGCAGAUUCUGCCUACAGACAGAUGAUUAAUGAGGGAAUAAGCCAAUCAAUUUUGGUAAGUGGGGAAAGUGGAGCUGGUAAAACAGAGAGUACAAAGAUGCUUAUGCGCUAUCUAGCUUAUAUGGGAGGGAGAGCUAACAAGGAAGGGGAGCGGUCUGUAGAGCAGAAGGUCUUGGAGUCUAAUCCUGUUCUGGAAGCAUUUGGCAAUGCGAAGACUGUCAGAAACAAUAAUUCAAGCCGCUUUGGCAAGUUUGUGGAACUUCAGUUCGAUCAAAGGGGUAGAAUUUCUGGAGCUGCAAUCAGGACUUAUUUGCUAGAACGAUCUCGUGUUUGCCAAGUGUCUGAUCCAGAGAGAAACUAUCAUUGCUUUUAUAUGCUUUGUGCUGCACCGCCGGAGGAUGUUGAGAAGUACCAAUUGGGAAAUCCACGAACUUUUCAUUAUUUAAACCAGUCAAAUUGUUAUGAGCUGGAUGGUUUAGAUGAUUCCAAGGAGUAUCUUGAUACUAGGAGAGCUAUGGAUGUUGUUGGGAUCAGUCAGGCAGAGCAGGAUGCAAUAUUCCGAGUCGUGGCUGCAAUUCUACAUUUAGGAAAUGUUGAGUUUGCAAAGGGACAGGAAACAGAUGCUGCUGAACCUAAGGAUGAUAAAUCUCGGUUCCAUUUAAAAACUGCAGCUCAACUAUUCAUGUGUGAUAAAAAGUCUCUUGAAGACUCCUUGUGUAAACGUGUUAUUGUGACUCGUGAUGAGAGCAUUACAAAAUCGCUUGAUCCAGAUGCAGCAGCUGUCAGUAGAGAUGCCUUGGCCAAAAUUGUUUAUUCAAAAUUAUUUGACUGGCUCGUGGACAAGAUAAAUGUUUCUAUUGGUCAGGAUCCGGAAUCAAAAUUCUUGAUUGGUGUUCUGGAUAUUUAUGGAUUUGAGAGUUUCAAGACAAACAGUUUUGAGCAAUUUUGUAUCAAUUUGACAAAUGAAAAGCUGCAGCAGCAUUUUAAUCAGCAUGUUUUUAAGAUGGAGCAGGAGGAAUAUAAAAAGGAAGCAAUUGACUGGAGUUACAUAGAAUUUAUUGAUAAUCAAGAUAUUCUUGACCUUAUUGAAAAGAAACCUGGUGGCAUCAUAGCUCUUCUCGAUGAGGCUUGUAUGUUUCCCAGAUCAACACAUGAGACAUUUGCGCAAAAGCUUUAUCAGACUUUUAAAGACCAUAAGCGCUUCAGUAAGCCUAAGUUGGCACGUACAGACUUCACCAUUUGUCAUUAUGCUGGUGAUGUGACUUACCAGACUGAGCUCUUCCUGGAUAAGAACAAAGAUUAUGUUGUUCCAGAGCAUCAAGCUCUACUGGGUGCUUCAGAGUGCUCUUUUGUAUCAAGCUUGUUUCCUCCUUUACCUGAGGAAUCUUCCAAAUCAUCAAAGUUUUCCUCGAUAGGUUCCCGCUUCAAGCAACAACUCCAAGCUUUGCUUGAGAUUUUAAGUGCCACUGAACCACACUACAUUCGUUGUGUAAAGCCAAAUAAUGCUCUUAAGCCAGCAAUAUUUGAAAACAAUAAUGUACUACAACAACUUCGUUGUGGGGGAGUGAUGGAGGCAAUUAGAAUUAGUUGUGCUGGAUUUCCCUCUCGAAAGAUGUUUCGUGAAUUUAUAGGUCGGUUUGCCAUAUUGGCUCCAGAAGUUCUCCAUGGGAGUGGUAGCUAUAAUGAGGUCACUGCUAGCAAGAGGAUUCUGGAGAAGGGUAACCUCAGUGGUUAUCAGAUUGGUAAAACAAAAGUUUUUCUCAGGGCUGGUCAGAUGGCUGAACUAGAUGCACGUCGAAGUGAGGUUUUAGGAAGAUCGGCAAGUGUUAUACAGAGAAAAGUCCGUACAUAUUUGGGUCGUAAACGCUUUAUGUUGUUGCGGUUAUCCGCCAUACAAAUUCAAGCCUUGUGUAGUGGACAAGUGACACGCCAUCAGUAUGAGAGGAUGAGAAGAGAAGCUGCUUGUUUGAAUAUUCAAAAACAUUCGCGCAAGUUUCUUGCAAGGAAAGCUUACAGGAGGUUGUACUUCUCAGCUGUUUCCAUUCAAGCAGGUAUGCGUGGGAUGACUGCUCGUAAUGAGCUUCUGUUCAGGAAGCAGACAAGAGCUGCAACUGUAAUUCAGAGUCAUUGUCGACGAUUCUUGGCCAGGCUUUAUUUUCUGAGGUUAAAGAAAGCAGCAAUUGCCACACAAUGUGCCUGGAGAGUAAGAGUUGCACGUAGAGACUUACGGAAACUAAAAAUGGCUGCCAAGGAAACUGGUGCUCUCCAAGAAGCCAAAAGUAAGCUGGAAAAGCAAGUUGAAGAACUAACGUGGCGCUUGCAGCUGGAAAAACGAAUGAGGGUUGACCUUGAGGAAUCCAAAAACCAGGAAAAUGCAAAGUUGCAAUCUGCUUUGCAGAAGAUGCAAGUUGAGUUUCAGGAAACAAAGGAGUUGCUAAUCAAGGAGCGUGAAGCUGCAAAGAGCAUUGCUGAAAAAGUUCCUGUCAUUCAGGAGGUCCCUGUUAUUGAUGAUGAAUUGAUGAAUAAACUAACUGCUGAAAAUGAACAGCUGAAGGCUCUACUAAGUUCAUUAGAACACAAAAUUGAUGAAACAGAGAGGAAAUAUGAAGAAACAAACAAGCUUAGUGAAGAGCGGCUAAAGCAGGCUUUGGAGGCAGAGUCGAAGAUAAUUGAGCUAAAAACUGCAAUGCAGAGGCUCGAGGAGAGGAUUUUGGACAUGGAAACUGAGGACCAGAUUUUGCGACAGCAAGCAUUGCUGAGUGCACCUAGUAGAAAAAUGUCAGAGCAUUUGUCAAUUGCGACAUCUGCACCUCUGGAAAAUGGUCAUCAUGCACAACUGAGUUCUGGUCCAUCAAAAACGUUUGGUAGAGAAGAUAGUAAAUUGAGAAGAUCCCAUAUUGAAAGGCAACAAGAGAAUGUAGACGCUCUAAUCAAAUGUGUAACACAGAAUCUUGGAUACAGUCAAGAAAAGCCUGUUGCAGCAUUUACGAUAUACAAAUGCCUUCUCCACUGGAGAUCAUUUGAAGCAGAAAGGACAAAUGUAUUUGAUCGUCUUAUUCAGAUGAUUGGCUCUGCAUUAGAGGAUCAGGACAACAAUGAUCACAUGGCUUAUUGGCUGUCGAACACAUCUGCAUUAUUGUUUUUGCUUCAACGAAGUUUGAAAUCCUCUGGUUCAAGUGCAGCACAGAAACCUCCUGCUCCAACAUCAUUCUUUUCAAGGAUGACCCAAAGUUUUCGUUCGUCUUCUGCCAAUCUUCCAAUUGGUGUAGUGCGCCAGGUUGAGGCCAAGUAUCCAGCUCUGCUUUUUAAGCAGCAGCUCACAGCAUAUGUAGAAAAGAUAUAUGGAAUCAUUAGAGACAACCUGAAGAAGGACUUGUCGCCACUUAUUUCUUGUUGUAUUCAGGUGCCUAGGACAUCCAAGGGAACUGCUUUUAAAACGUCUGAAGAGUCACAAGGCGAUAGUUCUCCUGCUAGUCACUGGCACAGCAUUAUUGAGUGCUUGGACAGGCUCCUCUGCACGUUAAAAGAAAAUUUUGUGCCUCCAAUACUUGCUCAGAAAAUUUUCACUCAAAUUUUUGCAUUUAUUAAUGUACAACUCUUCAAUAGCCUUCUUCUUCGUCGAGAGUGCUGCACAUUUAGUAAUGGGGAGUAUGUGAAGUCUGGCUUAGCUGAAUUGGAACUAUGGUGUGCCCAAGUGAAAGAAGAGUAUGCAGGCCCAUCAUGGGCUGAACUCAAACACACAAGGCAAGCUGUUGGAUUUUUGGUUAUCCAUCAAAAAUCCAGAAUAUCCUAUGAUGAAAUUACAAAUGACCUUUGUACUGUUUUGAGUGUUCAACAACUUUAUAGGGUAUGUACGCUUUAUAGGGAUGACAACUAUAACACUCAAAGUGUUUCACCAGAUGUCAUUUCCAGCAUGAAACUUCUUAUGACAGGUGAUUCCGAAGAUGAUGGUGGCAGCUCCUUCCUGUUGGAUGACGAUUCCAGCAUUCCUUUCUCAGUCGAGGACUUUACUGGUUCCUUGCAAGUAAAAGAAUUUGCAGAUGUAAAACCCGCAGCAGAACUUAUUGAGAAUCCAGCCUUCCAAUUUUUACAGGAUUAAAGGCACCGGUUCCACCAUCAUUUUCUCUUUUUUGAUGCACUGCAAUUUUUUGUCAGGAGUCAUAGAAGGAAAAACAAAAAAUUCAAACUUCGUGUCAAUGCCUCACUGUAAAUGGAGCCCCAUUGUCUACAAAUGUUACCCUUCAUUGUAACAUCCAUUGCCCCAAAUGUAACAUAAUUCUUAGGGUUCUACCAUUUUCAUUAGGGUGUUUAGGUAGUAUUGGUCGUUUCUCGUCAGCAUUCUUUGUAGUGAUGGUAGGAGGGGAAGAAAAUGUUAAUGUAGUCUAUUCUGGUAGGAGCCGACCCAAAAAAGGAAAAGCUUGUUCAACAUCCAAAUUUUCAUCUUGUACAAAGUAACAAAUAGCAAAAGUAUUUAUAGCUAAAAAUGAUUCCACGUAUUCAUUGUAUACACAUUGUUGAAAAUUGGAAUACAAAAUAAUUGAUGUUUCUAUGUUA
Messenger RNA from Theobroma cacao (cacao), 5525 nucleotides. Its product is annotated as myosin-6. The record is from RefSeq and is a predicted model, not a curated record. Gene Ontology annotation, molecular function: microfilament motor activity; actin filament binding; ATP binding. Lineage: Eukaryota; Viridiplantae; Streptophyta; Magnoliopsida; Malvales; Malvaceae. Gene Ontology annotation, biological process: actin filament organization. Gene Ontology annotation, cellular component: cytoplasm; actin cytoskeleton; myosin complex.